CCAGGCUCUGGUCCAGGCUCUGGUCCAGGUUCUGGUCAUUUCACGCCUUGACUACUGCAACUCCCUCCUGGCUGGUCUACCUGCUAAGGCCAUCCGACCUCUGCAGCUCAUCCAGAAUGCAGCAGCUCGACUGGUCUUCAGUCUCCCGAAAUUCACCCACACCACUCCAGACUACAGACCCACAGGCCCACAGACCCACAGACCCACAGACAGACCCACCGACCCACAGACAGACCCACAGACCCACAGACAGGCCCACAGACCCACAGACCAACAGACCCAGAGACCCACAGACCAACAGACCCACCCACAGACCCACAGACCAACAGACCCACAGACCCACAGACCCACAGAGCCAGAGUCUGUUGCGCUGUGCGUCAGAUCUCCUGUCAUUACUGUUCCGUGUUUUAUUUUCUUUCUGUCCACUUCGGGCUUCCGUACUCCAGGUGUGGCCCUGACACUCCGCCCACCUCGAACUCGUCCAGGCCGGACCGGUUGCUUCCCUCAGUCGGCCGAUCAGGAGGGAAGGUGAAGAUGUCUAAAAAAGAGCAAAAUAAAAGCGGCGACACCAUCGCGGAGAAGACUUCUGUUCCAAUAAAGGAGGAGCAUGGCGGCGACUCCACGAGGGAACAUUUACAUCAAUUCACGGUGAAGUUCCCUCCUGACAACAAAGAAUACACCAUUACCUGUGAUCAGUCUGGCACCGUGCUGAGGGCGCUGCAAUCAAGUGAUAGAUACAAGGAGCUCAUGUUUGAAGAUGAAAAGCUUGUGAUCCAGUUGGGUAAAGCGGAUAGGAAGAUUAUUAUUGCGACACAUUUCCCUUGUUGUUGUAUCAGUGAAGACGAAUGUCUCCUCAUAACAUGUGAAACAGAAACGGUUGAAGCGGCCCAACCAAACACAAUGGUGGAUUCAAGGGACGAGUGUUCUGUCUUCUACAUUGAUACAGUUGGGGGACUAAACACCAGACAAAAGCCGCUUUUCUUAAACAGCGCUCUCAAAAAGUUCAAGUACCUGUGUGUCUAUGGGGAGAAGGGGAUGACCGUGAAAGACGCUCUGAAAAGAGACGGUCGCUUCAUUGAUUUACUCGACAACUUCGAACUGUCUGACAAUAAGAAUCCACAACGUCUCACCGAAUGCUCUGAAAUAGUUGACUUGCUAAAUGGAAAAGAGUUUAAGAUACGUCUUCCAAGAUGCAAACAGGACAAGAGUAACAGUGACACAACCGCUGUGCUGGCUGUACUGAAGCAGAGAGCAACCAGCGCCGCAGAAGUAUUGGCCAAAAAAGACAACAGCGUCAACGUUGAUGAGGUUCAUGAAAUGCUGCGUAAUCAGUUCCCAGAUCUGAAAAAGCUGAUGGAGAGUAGAUUGUCCGUUGAUUCUUAUCAGAGAGCACCGGAGCUGAGGAAGGAAGACUUUGUGAAGAUCCAGAAGUCCUUCAGUGAAGUGCACAGAGUCAGGCAGCUGGUUAAACUCGGAGAAUCAGUUUGCAAAGUGGUUGUUGAAGGAUUUGGUGAGGGAACGGGUUUUGUGCUGUUUGACAACUUCAUCCUGACUAACGCACACCUUUUCAAAGAUUGUGUGGAAGAAGGAAGGCUGAAGAGCGAGACAAAGGUGUAUGCUCUAUUUAACUAUGAGGAUCCUGAGCCGCACAUGAAGUACAUCUGCUAUCCAGUGAAUGUAAAGUUGUGUCGCUACGACCCGGAUAAGCUUGACUAUGCCAUACUUGAGAUCGAUCCUGAGGGCCUGAUAUCCUUUAAGGGCCCAACGCCAACUCAGCAGAUCAAGGUGCCACCAGGGCUCCUGAAGGUCUUUGGUCCAAUGCCGUCAGACGGGGAAGCCUGUAUUGUUGGUCACCCGGCAGGAAGUGUGAAACAAAUGGAUCCAACAUGUAUCAUUGAGAAAGAGCAGCGGCAGCCGGCUGUCAAUGAUCAACUAUCUCCAUACACAGACACUCUUUUCACUCUUAUGUCAAUCACUCGCGUUUUAGGAGAUCAAGGCAUCAACAACGUAAUGAUGGACGGAAAGCUAGCGGACAAAGUGGUGACGUACAACACGUUCAUGUACCACGGAGCUUCUGGCUCUCCGGUGUUUGACGCUCGUUGUCGAGUGUUUGGUUUGCACACCGCAGGAUUUCUCUUUGGGUUCCCAAAAGACACAAAGAGUGUGUUAGAGUUCGCCCAACCUCUGCUGACCAUAUUUAAAGACUUUGUGAGGUGGCUGAAGGAACAAAGAGAUGACGAUUUGUUGCAGAGAGUUAAGGAGGCAGCAGAGGGAAACUCAUACUUACAGGAAGUACUCAACGCAACAGACACAGAAAGCCCGACUUUCAAAGACGAGCCAAUUGAAUAGGCGAUUUCCCCGGUAGAGGCCCGUUUGAGUCUGUUUCCUGUCAUGUGAUGAGCACUCGAUUUUAGCCUGAAAUUUCUGGUGGGGCGAUUUUGUAUGACGUCAUGUUUUCUUCUUCUUCUUAGUCACGGGGUACAGGUCUCGCGGUUUUUCCAUUAUUCCAGUCUAGUUGCCAGGCAGAUUUCGUGGGGCGGAUCUGAGCGUUAACUUUGGCCUGUGUGUUGCGCUCAUUGGUGUUUCCAUGGUAACGGAGGGACAGCAGAGAGCAGCGUUUAACCAGCAAGAGUCGUGUUACUCCAAAACAAGGC
Molecule: messenger RNA, 2654 nt
Organism: Pseudoliparis swirei
Lineage: Eukaryota; Metazoa; Chordata; Actinopteri; Perciformes; Liparidae
Product: serine protease FAM111A-like
Exons: 4
Coding region: 535-2349 (604 amino acids)
Source: RefSeq, a predicted model, not a curated record